UACACGCCAGUCUUCACUCAAUUUUUCUAGGCAAAAUUCUCCAAAGACAUCAGGGUUUGGUGGAGCACACAAGAGAGGCUCAAUAUUGGCCCAACUUACUGUUUUUUGUCAGCAUCCAUACCAACAACAGCUCCAGCGAUAGUUUAUUUUUACGUUUUAGCAGCCACAUCUUUCUGUUGUGAAGUUAAAUCCACACUCCACCAGCUUUAUGGGUUUUAUUGUCUGAGACAAGCAACUUUCCUCGGAUUCGAUUCUUUUCAUAUUCUUUGUAGUGGUGCCUGCAAGAAUCGGCUCUACAAAUUUUGCAGAUGGAAGAUGUAGCCAAGGAUCUAAUUUCUGGGACUGUUGGAGGGGCUGCACAAUUGAUAGUUGGGCACCCAUUUGACACCAUAAAGGUCAAGCUCCAAAGCCAGCCUGCUCCACUCCCUGGCCAACCUCCCAAGUAUUCUGGUGCAAUUGAUGCUGUCAAGCAAACUGUUGCUGCUGAAGGCCCUAGAGGAUUGUACAAGGGUAUGGGGGCUCCUCUUGCCACAGUGGCAGCUUUCAAUGCCCUCCUCUUCACUGCGAGAGGACAAAUGGAGGCAUUGCUGAGGUCUAAACCUGGCGAACCCCUUACAGUUAACCAGCAGAUUAUUGCCGGAGCUGGAGCUGGAGUUGCUGUUUCAUUUCUUGCUUGCCCCACUGAGUUGAUAAAGUGCAGAUUGCAAGCACAAAGUGCAUUAGCAGGUUCUGGUUCCGCCACUGUGGCAGUGGAGUAUGGUGGACCAAUGGACGUCGCCAGGCAUGUUCUCAGAUCAGAAGGUGGUGUGGUGGGUCUAUUCAAGGGCUUGGUUCCCACUAUGGCAAGGGAGGUUCCCGGAAAUGCUGCCAUGUUUGGUGUCUACGAAGGACUGAAACAGUACAUGGCCGGAGGCCAGGACACAUCUCAAUUGGGAAGAGGCUCUUUAAUUGUGGCAGGAGGUUUAGCUGGAGCUUCAUUCUGGGCAGCUGUCUAUCCCACCGAUGUUGUAAAAAGCGUUAUUCAGGUGGAUGACUACAAUAAUCCCAAGUACUCUGGUUUCAAGGAUGCAUUUCGGAAGAUCCAAAAAACAGAAGGCAUCAAAGGCUUGUACAAGGGUUUCGGCCCUGCAAUGGCUCGUAGUGUUCCUGCAAAUGCAGCAUGCUUCUUGGCAUAUGAGGUGACAAGGUCUAGUUUGGGGUAAUUCUACCUGCCAUUACAGGUUGCUGGCCAAUGAUUUGGGUGAAUGUUAACCACUGUUAUCAUAUUACUCAUUUAAAAGCCAUCUUCUAGUCAGUAAAUGAUGCCUCUUCAAUUGAAAAGAAUUCUUUAGCAAUAUGAAAACAGGCUUCUUACUUUCUUAAGUUCUGUUCAAGUUUAUUUUGUGUUCUGGGAGAAACAUUCUUUCACAAAUGACAACUAUGGAAGUUUCCCUUUUUAA
Molecule: messenger RNA, 1439 nt
Organism: Mangifera indica (mango)
Lineage: Eukaryota; Viridiplantae; Streptophyta; Magnoliopsida; Sapindales; Anacardiaceae
Product: mitochondrial carnitine/acylcarnitine carrier-like protein
Exons: 4
Coding region: 309-1202 (297 amino acids)
Biological process (GO): mitochondrial L-ornithine transmembrane transport
Molecular function (GO): L-ornithine transmembrane transporter activity
Source: RefSeq, a predicted model, not a curated record